CAACUCCGAGUGAUGGACUUUCCACACGAAGAAGACCUCGAGGAGCUAUGUCCAGUGUGCGGUGAUAAGGUGUCCGGCUACCAUUACGGACUACUGACCUGCGAGAGCUGCAAGGGCUUUUUCAAGAGAACAGUACAGAAUAACAAGACGUACACGUGCAGCCAAAAUCAAGACUGUGGUAUAGAUAAGACCCAGCGAAAAAGAUGCCCUUUCUGUCGCUUUCAGAAAUGCCUAAGCGUGGGUAUGAGAUUGGAAGCGGUUCGAGCAGACCGAAUGAGAGGGGGAAGGAAUAAAUUUGGUCCCAUGUAUAAGCGGGACCGUGCGCUCAAACAGCAGAAGAGAGCUUUGUUAAGGGCCCAUGGCUUCAAACUGGAGACAGGUCCUCCUCUGGUGACUCCUGCCCAAACAGAAUACCCUUACUCAGGCAGCAUCCCAGGCCUCCUGCCCCCCUCUCUAUCCCCAGGAGACUAUGACUGCUCCCCCCUUUGCCCCCCUUCCUUGGGUGUAGCUUUACAAAGCUACGGCCAGUUCUCCGCCCAGUAUCAGUACGGUGCGCCCGCUCUCCCAGGCAGAUCCAUAAAGACUGAGUACCCCGAACCGUAUUCCAGCUCUCCGGACUCUUCUCUGGGGUACCCGUACCCGGAGGUGUGCUUGCCCGGUUCCCCGCAGACGCCCCCCGCCGGACCGGGCGCGCCGGCUCUGGUCCUGGAGCUGGUGCGCUGCGACCCGGACGAGCUGCAGGUGCAAGGGAAGAUCAGCGCCUACCUGCAGCAAGAGCAGAGCGGGCGGGGCAAAACCGACAAACCACGCCCCUUCACCCUGCUGUGCCUCAUGGCAGACCAGACGCUGUUCUCCAUCGUGGAGUGGGCCCGCAGUUGUGUCUUCUUCAAGGAGCUGAAGGUCGGGGAUCAGAUGCGGUUGCUCCAUAACUGUUGGAGUGAGCUGCUGGUGCUGGACCACAUCUUCAGACAGGUGCAUCAUGGGAAAGAGAGCAGUAUACUACUUGUAACUGGGCAAGAGAUUGAGGUGUCAUCCAUUUUGGAUCAGGCCGGUCUGACAUUUGCAGAUCUGCUGCAGAGGGGACAGGAGCUGGUCAGGAAACUGCAGGCCAUACAGGUGGACCGCAGGGAGAUGGCCUGCCUCAAAUUUUUGGUCCUCUUCAACCCAAACGUGAAGUUGUUGGAGAACCAGGCGUUUGUGGAGAGCGUGGAGGAGCAGGUGAACAGUGCUCUGUUGGAGUAUACCCUGUGCAUGUACCCUCAGCAUGUGGACAGGUUCAGUCAGCUGCUCCUGCGUCUGCCUGAGCUGCGCAGUCUAAGCAGCCAGGCCGAGGAUUUCCUCUGUUACAAGCACCUGAGUGGAGAAGUACCUUGUAAUAACCUUCUCAUCGAAAUGUUACACGCCAAGAGAGCCACCGUGUAA
Chanos chanos (milkfish) is the source of this 1422-nucleotide messenger RNA. It is a transcript of the gene nr5a1a, whose product is annotated as nuclear receptor subfamily 5, group A, member 1a. The record is from RefSeq and is a predicted model, not a curated record. Gene Ontology annotation, biological process: tissue development; hormone-mediated signaling pathway; regulation of transcription by RNA polymerase II. Gene Ontology annotation, molecular function: nuclear receptor activity; RNA polymerase II cis-regulatory region sequence-specific DNA binding; zinc ion binding. The coding region runs from base 13 to 1422 and encodes 469 amino acids. The transcript is spliced from 7 exons. Gene Ontology annotation, cellular component: RNA polymerase II transcription regulator complex. Lineage: Eukaryota; Metazoa; Chordata; Actinopteri; Gonorynchiformes; Chanidae.